AUGCUUUUAAUUAUUAAUCAACUUAUGAAUAAAUAUUCUGGCUUUUUAAUCAGCCCAAAAAGUGCACAAAGCAGCAGAAUUUUCAGUCCUCCCUGCUCCCGCCCUACAUCUUCUAUAUCAACAACUGCCAAAACUUUUAUGAGCAAGCCUUUUCAUUUUCCUGAAGAAACUACUUCUUUUUCUCAUCAACAAUCAAUUGAUGCACAAUGGCCUGAAUUUGAACUUCCAGAUUCAGCUGACCCUAACACAUCAAGAUAUGCUCUCCCUAUUAAUUUUCCAAUCCGCCCAACAACAUCUCAAUUAAGUGGGCUAACUUUGAAAGAAAAUCAAAAAAAUCAUAUGAGAUCAUGCUCAAUGUUCAGCUUUUUAGAUGGCGAGCCAAUGGAGUUUAAUGUUGUGGGGCAUAGAAGAAUGCCUUCAGAAGACCAAUUUACGAAGAUUUUGGACAAGCUUGAAAUGGUAAUUUCAAAUAAAAAUCUAGUAAACCAAAAAGUCCCGUUACGAGAAGGUGUCCCUGUUGAUUUGUUAUUAGAUGAAGGAACAAUUCAAUAUUUUAGAGUCCGCUCUAAAGGAAGAAAAUCGCCUUUGUGAGUCUCAAUUAAAAAGACUAAAGGAAAACUGAUAACUUUUGUAUCGAGAACUAUACCUGAACCAAGCGAGCAUUUAUGUGACCAAUUAUCGAAAUUUGACAACUUUGAGAUAAGUGAUGCUGGCCUUAGGUUUCGCUGUGACAAUAUUUAUUUAGCUAUUCAAGCAAUUGAAUAUUCUAAUUUCUCGAUAACUGUUGGAUUUGGCCUUAAAAGACAGCAAAGCUUGGUCAGCAGUCCAAUUGAAAAAUUUGAAUCGGAAACUCCUAUCAAUGAGAUUCAAAAAGAUGAGUCAAAGUAUCAGCUUGCUGAAAGAGUAGAAAAAGUGCUUUGCAAAAGGAGAAGAACUGCUUUAUCCUUGUCAAAAGAAAAGGAUUUUGUUAAAAACAAUAUGCUCAUUUCCCCAAAAGACGAAAAAAAAGAUAAAAUCACUUGGGAAGAAAAGAGACUCAAAGUCCUCAAAAAUAAAGAGCAAAUUUUUAAAGAAAAAAAAGACAGAACUAUUAAAGUGUUAAAUAGGCAAGCCAUAAGAAUGGAGAGAGAAAAAGAAGAAAAACGCCUAAAUGAAAUUAAAAACGCGUUGCUAGAAAACCAAAAAUCUUGAUUUUCUUUGAUUUAUUUUAGUAUUUCUUUAAAUAAAUUCAAAGAAUUAAGAGUUGCAUGCAGAGCGAGCGCAUUUUUGAAAUUAUCCAAAACUCGCUCAAUUCGAAGUAUUCAGCGUGCAUAUAGAUCCUAUACUAACAACUUAGACAUAAAAACACUAAACACUCUUCGAGCAUCAUCAAUUUUGAAAUAUUAUUUCAACCAUACAAAACCUUUAAUUAAUAUACCAUUGAAAUCUCAAAUUGUAAAAUGUAUUAAAGAAAGCGCCAAACAUCAUAUUUUACCAUAUGGAUUUACACGACUGUAUAAAAGAAUCGUCAACAUUCAACGAGCUUGGCAUAUGUAUAACGCGAAAAGGAAAAAGCGAUGGGAAAGCUUGAUUAGAUUCUGAAACGAAAUGCUUGAGAUCCUCAUAAAAGAAUCGAGCAAUAAAGCAAUUCGCAAAAAGAAAAAGCUAUUAGAUAGUAAUAAAUACGCCAAAAUUACCUUAAUAUCAAGAAAUCAAGUUUUAACAGAGUAUUUUAGGAACUGCAAAAGAAAUUUUCAUAUUCAGCUUCGAGACUAUAUUGCUAAUACUAAAGAAUCAGUUAGAAGAGGAGUCAAAGCAUUUAGAAUGGCAAUUACUAAGGGAAACGAAGAUAGCCCAGCAUAUAUAACUUUUGCCCCAGAUUUCAAAUAUCUCCCAUCAACCGAAGAAUUGAUAAAACUUAUCGAAAAAGCAACAAAAUUGUAA
Molecule: messenger RNA, 1923 nt
Organism: Blepharisma stoltei
Lineage: Eukaryota; Ciliophora; Heterotrichea; Heterotrichida; Blepharismidae
Source: the annotation of a GenBank genome assembly